This is a messenger RNA of Suhomyces tanzawaensis NRRL Y-17324, 1653 nucleotides long. RefSeq names its product E3 ubiquitin-protein ligase. Lineage: Eukaryota; Fungi; Ascomycota; Pichiomycetes; Serinales; Debaryomycetaceae. The annotation marks the transcript as partial. Gene Ontology annotation, molecular function: ribosome binding; ubiquitin protein ligase activity. The record is from RefSeq and is a predicted model, not a curated record. Gene Ontology annotation, biological process: rescue of stalled cytosolic ribosome; protein ubiquitination. The transcript has 2 exons.
GAGGACUGUUUGAUCUGUGCCAACAAAAUCCGCUAUGCAGCACUCACACCAUGUAACCAUACCACGUGCCAUACGUGUACGUUUCGUCAGAGAGCUCUUUAUGACAAGAAACAGUGUCUCAUUUGCCGUAGUGAAAAUGAAAAGGUGGUAUUCACAGAACAGCUAGAAAAGAACUAUGGUGACUUCGUGGCAAAAGACUUCGUUGAUUUCGACAGCAAGCGCUCCAUCGAAUUUACCCAGAACUACGUGUACACGGACACGAUGGAUCUUCUUAGCAACAAGUGUGCGAUUUGUCACGAGAGAUUCGACAACUUCAAGGGCUUAGGCGAACACGUCAAGGCCAGCCAUGGCAAGUUCCACUGUGUGAUCUGCUCCAAGUUCAAAAAAGCAUUCGUCAGCGAGCUUUCGUUGUAUACGCAUAAGGGACUCCAAAAGCAUCAGAGUGAAGGAGACGAACGCGGAUUUACAGGACAUCCAGAGUGCAAGCACUGCCACGGAAAGCGUUUCUACUCGAUCGACGAGUUGAAUAUCCAUAUCAGAGAAAAGCAUGAGAGAUGCUUCAUUUGCGACCAAUAUAACCCCAAAACUGCAGAUUACUUCAAGAACUACGACACCUUGUACAACCAUUUCAAGAGAGACCACUACGUCUGUUCCAUGCCCUUGUGUGUGGAAAAGAGAUUUGUGGUAUUCAGAGAAGACUUGGAUCUCACUGCGCACAUGUUAAAGGAGCACGGAGGGUUGGGAACAGCUGGAUCCUCGCGAGUGGUGAUUGGAUCCAAUUCCAGACAUUUCCAGUCACAGUUGUCGACUUUCCAAGAAUCCAACACCAGAAGAUUCCUUGAAAGAAACGACGAAUCAGAAGACCACAACUCCAUUGAAACCAAAAGAAAAAGAUUCGAAGAAAGAGCCAAGCAUUACUUGAACUAUGACACAGCCAAGUUCAAAGAGUUCACCAGCCUCAAUAGUGGAUUCAGAGCCAAGAAGUUUAAUGCAAGAGAAUUGUUCGAAUUCUAUGGUAAGUUAUUUGAGGGCCAAACCGAACAAGAAUUGAGACUUUUGUUUUCGGAAUUCAUAGAGUUCUUCCCCGAAAACUCCGAUCUUCACAAGGACUUGUCGCCUGUGGUAAAAGAGUUAUCAUUAAAGGCUGAUAACGAGCAAUUCCCAAUGUUGGGCAAAGGAUCCACCCCCGCUGCUGCAACCUGGCUCAGAAAUGGCAACAAAGCUAAAAGCCAGGCCGACAAAUUCCCUGCAUUAAGUAAGCCCAAGAAAGCAUCUUCAGUACCAUCCACUCCCCCCAUCAGAUACACCACCGUCAUCAAGAAGACUCCUGUGAAAAAGGUGGUGGUGAAUACCUCCCUGGCAUCUUCUGGCUAUGUUCCUGAUUAUUUGAACAAUAUGUCCAAACCUUCCACGCCCGUGUUGGGGUCGCGUAGCAGACCGCUUGCUGGGUCGAGAAAUGGCUCCUCCAGCUCGUUGGAGGCCUCCAAGUUCCCGGUAUUAGAGAAAAAGUCCACCAAAAAGGUGAUACCUCGGGUCAAACAAUACGACAUUGCCGAUCCCGAUCAGUGGGGCAGGGUGCCAGAGCCACCGACUGUGCCUGUGGAUACUGGUAUCGAAAUCACCGAUAAGCGUCAACAGAAAUUAAAGAAAAAG